Messenger RNA from Scheffersomyces amazonensis, 2270 nucleotides. It is a transcript of the gene KNS1, whose product is annotated as serine/threonine protein kinase. Gene Ontology annotation, cellular component: nucleus. Gene Ontology annotation, biological process: protein phosphorylation; regulation of RNA splicing. Gene Ontology annotation, molecular function: protein serine/threonine kinase activity; ATP binding. Bases 9 to 1925 code for a protein of 638 amino acids. NCBI's taxonomy places the organism in Eukaryota, Fungi, Ascomycota, Pichiomycetes, Serinales, Debaryomycetaceae. The transcript has a single exon. The record is from RefSeq and is a predicted model, not a curated record.
GAGAUAUUAUGCCUAAAACCAGAAGAAAUAAUAGUGAUUCUGUUUUGUUAGAUCAUGAUGCAUUUGAAGCUUAUAAUAUGUUUAAUGUUAAUAAUGUUCAACCUGUCAUUUUUGAACCAGAUGAAGAAGAAUCUUUUAUUAAUGAUAUUCAUCAACAAAAUUCAAAUUCAAGUUCUUCUUCAUCUUCAAAUUCUUCAUCUUCUAAUAUGUCACCUACCAAUUUCUCAUCAGCAUAUACUUCAACAUCUUCAACAUCUACAACAACUUUACCUCCAUUCCCAAUAAAAAAGCAGAGAACAAAUUCUUUACCUCAAUUACCUCAAGCAAAAUGUUUUUAUCAUAAAUUACCAAAUAAUUAUAUUCAUCAAACUCCAAAACUUGGAAAUAUUAAAACCAAUGUUAUACCUCAUGAUAAUGAUUUACCCCCUUGUGAUGAUGAAAAUGGUCAUUAUAUUAUUAAAUUACAAGAGAAUUUUGCUAAAAGAUAUACAAUUAUAAGAUUACUUGGUCAAGGAACUUUUGGUAAAGUUGUUCAAUGUUUUGAUAAAAUUAAUCGUGAACAUGUAGCAAUUAAAAUUAUUCGUAAUAUUCAAAAAUAUCGUGAUGCUGCAAAAAUUGAAUUAAGAAUUUUAUCAACUUUAAAGAAAUUUGAUAAUAAAAAUCUUAAUCAUUGUAUUCAUCUUCGUGAAUGUUUUGAUUUUAGAGGUCAUAUUUGUAUUGUAACAGAUUUAUUAAAAAUAAGUCUUUAUGAUUUUCUUGAAUCAAAUAAUUUUAUUGCUUUCCCUGGUUCUCAUAUUCAAGCUAUUUCAAAACAAUUAAUAAGAUCAGUAAGUUUUUUACAUGAUUUAAAUUUAAUUCAUACUGAUUUAAAACCUGAAAAUAUCUUACUUCAUGAUGAUUCAUUUAUUAAAAAGAAUCUCUAUAGUUCAACUAUAGUUGCAUCAUAUUUAAAAUUAAGUUCAUCAUCUUCUCAAUCUAGAAAAUCUCCUAAAUAUCUGAAAAUUUUAAAAAAUCCUUUAAUUCAAAUUAUUGAUUUUGGUAGUGCUAUAUUUAAUGAUGAAUAUCAUUCAUCUAUUGUUUCUACUCGUCAUUAUCGAGCUCCAGAAAUUGUUUUAGGAGUUGGUUGGUCAUUUCCAUGUGAUGUUUGGUCAAUUGGUUGUAUUCUUGUAGAACUUAUAAUUGGUGAACCAUUAUUUAAAACUCAUGAUAAUUUAGAACAUUUAGCCAUGAUUGAAAAAAUUUGUGGUUAUAGAGUUGAUAAGUCUAUUGUUAAAGUUUCAAAACAAAAACAAAAUGAAUGUGGAUUAGAAUAUUUUACUGAUGAAUAUAUUAGACCAAGACCCAAUAUAUUCAAUUAUAAUCAACUGCAUCAACGUAAAAGAACAACAUCAACAUCAAGUUCUUCUUUACCUUCAAGAAAGAGAUUAAGUCAAAUUUAUACUGUAGUUGAUGAUGAUGAUGAAGAUCAAGAUGAAGAUUCAACUUCUUCAGAAGUAUCUGAUCAAACUGAUGAUGAGUUUGGUAUGGGCAAUAAUGAAUAUGAUGGAGAUGAUGAUGAAGAUCAAGAUGAAGAAGAUGAUGAUUUAAUUAUUGAUGAUGAUUCAAGUGAAUUAAAUUCACUCACUUUGAAAUUCCCUACUUCAUCGACUCCUAUGAAAUUUAUUAAUAGUGUCAAUGAAUUGUCCAGAAUUGAUUUGUUUAUCUCUUCCAGAAUUGGUCUCAAAAUAGAUUUAGAUUAUUCAUUAUCUUAUAAUUAUAAGAAGAAUGAACAUCUAAUAAAUUUUGGUAAUUUUACAUUCUGGUGGUUUUUUAUAGAUCUUUUGAAAAAGAUGUUUGUGAUAAAUCCAAAGGAUAGAAUCUCAGCUAUGGAUGCUUUGAAUCAUCCUUGGUUUAAUUUGGGUAUAGAGGAUGAAGGAACCUUGUGACGUUAUUUCUUCUGGUUAGCUUUUAGUUCUUUUCGAUUGUUUUCUUUUCUUUUCUUUACUUUACUUUACUUUACUUUCCUUUAAUUUCUUUUCGUUAUCUUAUUAUUUACUGUUCCUAACUAUAUUUACUUCAAUUACUUUGUGGUAUACGUUACCUUAUUGCUUGAGUUUACUCUUAUUUACUUUAUUGUUACACUUUCUUAUUUUCAGUUUGGGUUUGAAAAUUAUAUUAUUUUUAUUUUUAUUUUUAUUUUUACUACUAUUAUUAUUAUUAUUAUUAUUAUGAUGAUUAUUACAUAUUUUAAAUUAUUAUUAUUAUUACAUUUAUUAGUGUUAAUGGUUUGU